AUGGACACUCAGGACCAGCAGCCUAAUUCAAAAGAACUUCAAGAGAGACUUCAAGCUCUGACCGAAGAAAAUUUCCAGCUACGUGAGAAGAAUGAACGCCUCUUUGCCAAAGUGGGCUACCUGGAGAGCAGACUGGGCCACCUGGCUGGCUCCAACACAGACCUGUCCUGCAGGCUGGUCCGGAGUGAAGAGGAAAAACUAAAGAUAUCGAAGGAGCUGGUGGAGGAAAAGAUUCAGACCAACAGGAUGAGAGAGCGAUUUGAGGAGGAGGCGUUUGAGCUGAAAAACAAGAUAUUGAACCAAAACAGCGUGAUAACAGAGCUGGAGCUGCAGCGAGACAAACUGUCCAGGGGACUUCAGUCGGCUGACGCUCGUCUGACGGCCGGAGAGAGAAGCGGCCGAGACCUGACGGAGGACUUCGCCGCUCUGAGGAAGAGCUACCAGGUUCUGGCCCAGGCCCACGACAAAGAGCUGAGCCAGGGCGAGGAGCUGAGUGUGGAGCUGCUGGCUCUGGCCCAGGCCCAGGACGCCCUCCGCAGGCAGAUGGAGGAGCAGCAGCGGAAUGUCACGACCAGCACGCAGGGGCUCCAUGGAGAGCUGGACAGGGUGCGGGCCUUGAUCAGCCGCAUGUCACAGAACAGAGUCAAGACUGAAGAUUUGGCAGCGUUGGACAAGGAACAAAAAACUAUGAAAGAAACUCUUCUUGGCAACCAGGAUGAAAUGAAAGAGAUGCUGGAGAAGCUGAAAGAUGGUUACAUGGAGCAGCAGAGGAACCUGGAGGAGAAACUGGCGGCCGUGAGCAAAGAGCACCAGGAGAGCAGGGGGGUGAUCCGUGACAGCCGGGUGAAACUGUCUGAGCAGAAUGCGGCCCUGAUGUGCUCUCAGAGCCAAGCGAAGGAGGCAGAAGAAGAAAACUCAAAGCUGCAGCUUCAGGUCAAAGAGCUGAACGAGGAGUUCCGGUCCCGGCUGGUGUGCUAUGUGCAGGACUUGGCGGACUACAUUGAUGGAGUCGGAGAUGGGAAACCUCCCUCAGAGGGAACUAAGAUGAGGGUGUUUGUGGAAAACCUGCUGCAGGAUGUGCGUUCCUCCUACCGGGCCAGAGAGGAGCAGCUGGCUUCUGCUGCUCGCUCCUACAAGAAGAGACUGCAGAAGGUCACUAAGACCCAUCAUGCACUGCUCAUCGCAUACAGGGUUCAGAGGGAGCAGGUGUUGGGCAAACCAGAGUGCGGACUUGACCCCGGACUUCCAGAGGCCAGUUUCAGCCUGGAGCUCACUGAGCUGAGGGAGGAAAGCGAGAGCGAGCUGCAGCGUGUCCGUCAGGACAAGGCGCGGCUGGAGGCUCAGCUGCAGGCGGCCCUGGAGCAGGUGGCCGCCCUAAAGAUGCCUGCUCAGAAUUCCAGAUGUCUGGAGCCGGUGAAAGUGGAGCAGACAUGUGAGGAACCCUGGACGGUCGUGAGGACACAGCUAAAGGAGAUCACAGACUCUACGCUGGUAAGCUUUGAGAAGGAGCGAGCUCUUCUCAUCACCAGGGCGACAGUUGCAGAGGCGCAGGUGUCUGAGUUGCAGGACUACGUCAACAACCACCUGGGCAGGUAUAAGGAGGAGAUCACACAUCUCCAAAGACUGCAUGGCAAACAGGAGGGAGGGCGAUCCCAGAGUGCUAAUUCAUCUCUCCACUAA
Limanda limanda (common dab) is the source of this 1680-nucleotide messenger RNA. RefSeq names its product coiled-coil domain containing 78 (gene ccdc78). The transcript is spliced from 14 exons. The coding region runs from base 1 to 1680 and encodes 559 amino acids. NCBI's taxonomy places the organism in Eukaryota, Metazoa, Chordata, Actinopteri, Pleuronectiformes, Pleuronectidae. Gene Ontology annotation, cellular component: cytoplasm. The record is from RefSeq and is a predicted model, not a curated record.